AUGAAAGAGAAGCUGGCAGCGUACCGAGCAGCUCGAGGACGUGAUGCAGAAUCAUUUGCCAAGAGGCAGCUCAUAGUUCAGUCAAUGAAAAGGGAUAUUGCAGUGUUGAGUACUAUCAACCCGGGUAUGUCGGUCUCGACUGCACUUCUUCGGUGUCUCGGGUCAACCAGACCAUUGGCGAAGUACAAGGCAUCAUUGUACUACCAAGAUGAAAUGGAACGAAUUGAAGAUCGCCUACUGGAUCUGUACCUUUGA
Messenger RNA from Cooperia oncophora, 255 nucleotides. Lineage: Eukaryota; Metazoa; Nematoda; Chromadorea; Rhabditida; Trichostrongylidae. The record is from the annotation of a GenBank genome assembly.